Moesziomyces aphidis is the source of this 1056-nucleotide messenger RNA. Lineage: Eukaryota; Fungi; Basidiomycota; Ustilaginomycetes; Ustilaginales; Ustilaginaceae. The record is from the annotation of a GenBank genome assembly.
AUGUCUCGUGCUGUGUCCUCAUCUCGCUUUCGCAAGGCGAACCCAAACCGCAAUACCAGUUUCUGCCCGUUUGUCCUUGUUCAGCAUCGAAAGCAGCAUUGCGAUCUGCCUGAAAUCUUGCAAAUUACCGGUUGUACACGCGAUGGUCUUUCACGCCAAGCGCCGCUGGGUGGCAGCGUGCUUCGAUCAGACACGGUGUAUGUGCUGCUGGUGGUGGUCAUCCUUCGUACGGGCGCCCAAAAGCUGCAAGAACAGGGUGGCAAAGUACGCGAUGCGCAGAUCGGUGUGGCCGACACCAUAGCUGAGCGGCUGUUGCGGGCGUCGGCGACUUUUGGGCGGCUGCCGGGCAAGCACGAUGACGCCGUCGAUCCUCUAGCCGCAUUGCCGCAUUGCCGCACUGCCGCUUGGGACAGGGGGCGUCCAGGCAGCGCUAGCGUUGACGCCGAUGGACAUGCCGAGCUGGGGGGGAUGGGCAAGGUGGGAAGCGAUGGUCAGUCGAAAUUUGUAGCGCUAUUGGUCUUGACAAAGGGUUCAAAGUUCGGCGCGGAUGUGCCGCGUCAGGUUAACGACAGUGCUGCAGAAAGGCAUGCAGAUCUGCAUGCCACAGAUGUGGACUCCGGCAGCGAUGCCGACGUUGCCAGGCUGGCGGCGACUCGGAUUGAUUUUUCGAGCGACUCCGAGCUGGCCGGUGGCGAAGCAGAAGAAGGAAAGAAAAAAAACAAGCUUCUGCCGAGCUGGCAAGUGUCGCGCAGGUGCUUGCAGCUGCUCCGACGCCUGCUCCGCGUUGGCUCGCUGGCAGGCGGGUCGGCGAGCCCUAUUGAUCGACGCGUCGUGCACGCGGUUCUUGCAUGCCAGCACUGGCAUCCGGCGCCCCGAAACGCAGGAUUGCAUUGGCAAACUUGCUGGCGUGCAGAUGGCGAACCGUCGGGUGCCUUGCCUCUGCUCGCUUGUGCUGCCGCCGCCGCUCGCGCCCUGCUCGACAGAUGUCGUUUGCCCAUGCACGCUCGUCCUCGGGGCUCGGUGCUCGGGACUGCCGCAGCACGCUCUUCCUCCUAG